AUGGGCGGCGACGACAGACGACCGAGUCUCUCCAGCAUGGAGCAGACUAGUACCAAGGCCAAGUUGGGCGCAGUUUCGGGCGUCUACAUCCCCGUCUGUCUCAACAUCUUCAGCAUUCUCAUGUUUCUGCGUUUUGGCUGGAUUCUCGGACAGGUUGGGCUUUUGGGCAUGCUUGGACUACUCGUUACGGCUUACCUUGUAGACUUCUUGACAACGCUCUCUCUGUCUGCUAUAGCUUCAAAUGGCGAAGUCAAGGGCGGAGGCGCCUACUACGUAAUCUCGAGGUCUCUUGGCCCCGAGUUUGGCGGUUCCAUCGGGAUGCUCUUCUAUCUCGCCCAAGUUCUCAACACCGCUCUCAACGUUGUUGGCCUCAUUGACUGCAUAAAGCUGAACGUCGGGGAAUCCUUUCCCCAAGGUUACUGGACUGUCUAUAUGCUCCAGACCUUGGCUUUGCUUCUCUGUGCUGGAUUGUGCUUAGCCGGGAGCGGCAUAUUUGCCAAGGCUAGCAAUGCGCUGCUUGUCAUACUGAGUCUCGCCAUUAUAAGCAUUCCAAUAUCUUCCGCAUUGAAGUCUCCUUUUCGGGACGAUGGACUUGGUGUACGCUUCACCGGCUUUAGUAUCGAGACGUUGGUGGACAAUUUUGCCCCUCAUACAAAAAGCGAAUCUUUCAAGGGCUUUGAAACUUUUCGAGAGGUCUUUGCCAUCCUGUUUCCUGCCACGUCAGGAAUCUUCGCAGGGGCUUCAAUGUCUGGAGAUCUGGUUAAUCCCAGCAAAGACAUCCCGAAAGGGACUCUCUGGGCGAUGAUGACCACGUUCAUUGCGUACCUGGUUGUAGUCUUUUCCAUGGCUUCCACCACAACGCAUGCUUCGUUUCUCAACAACACAAACAUUAUCUCGGUAACGAGCUUGUCCCCGCCUUUGAUCCUUGCAGGAGAGUGUGCCGUCACCUUCUUCUCCGCCGUGAUGGGACUUAUUGGUGCUGCAAAGCUCAUGCAAGCCCUGGCGAGGGACAAACUGCUUCCUGGUCUGCUGCCAUUCUCGAAAGGGACGAAGAGGGCAGAUGAACCAAUUCAAGCCAUCAUCCUCACGUAUGUACUUGCCCAAAUCGCCAUGUUUGCCAAUCUGAACCAGAUUGCGACUUUGAUUUCCAUGGGCUACCAGCAGAUGACCUUCUUCGUCAUGAAUCUAGCAUGUUUCCUACUCAAGAUAGGAUCAGCUCCCAACUUUCGGCCAGCGUUCAAGUUCUUCAGUUGGGAGACAGCUUUCGCUGGCAGCAUCAUGUCUGCGGCAGCUAUGUUCUUCAUCGACCAGACUUACGCGGCUAUGGCGGUCUGCUUGCUCAUCUUCCUCUUUUCUCUGAUUCACUAUCUCAGUCCACCGAAGCGAUGGGGUGAUGUCUCCCAAAACCUCAUCUACCAUCAAGUGAGAAAGUACUUGCUGCGACUACGGCCCGAGCAUAUCAAGUUCUGGAGGCCCCAAAUCAUUCUACUCAUCAACAAUCCUAGGAGUCAAACUCGGCUGAUUCAAUUCUGCAACUCCGUCAAGAAAGGGGGUCUUUAUAUACUCGGCCACGUUAUUGUGACGGACGAUUUCAGCAGCGGCGUUCACGAAGCAAGGCUUCAACAGGCAGCAUGGACAAAGUACAUCUCAGAGUUCUCCCGCAUCAAGGCCUUUGUGCAGCUAACAAUGUCCCCGACCAUUACCUGGGGUAUCCGAAACUUGAUUUUGUCAGCUGGCUUGGGUGGCAUGCGGCCAAACAUUGCCGUCAUGGGAUUUUACAAUAUGGACGAGCUAAGAGAUUCCCGUCCUUCUUUCCAAGUUCCGAAAGCUCCAAGCUCGUCGAGCUCGAACGCUCGUCCUCAGGCCAAAGCCAAAGAGAGACCACCACGCAGAAGACGGGGCGACACAUCAGCGCGUCUGAUGGAAGGUAUGCUGCCUACCGACGUGAUGAAGACAGAGGGCAUGAUGAGCGUCACAAGUUACAUGACAAUGUUGGAGGACCUCGCUCUGAGGUACAAACUCAACGUUGCGAUUGGCAAAGGCUUUGAAAACUUGGAAACGCCGCGCAAGGACCAGGCCAACAUCAAGAAACAUCUCGAUCUCUGGCCGAUCCAGAUGUCGGCAGAAGUUUUGUCAGAUGGGAAGAGUGUCUUGACAACCAACUUCGACACAUAUACUUUGAUUCUCCAACUCGGCUACAUCCUCUACAGCGUGCCGACGUGGCACAAGGUCUACAACAUCCGCGUCAUGGUCUUUGUGGAGUAUGAAAGUGAAGUAGAAGAAGAGAGAGCGCGGGUCAAGGCUUUGCUAGACAAGCUGAGGAUCGAAGCCGAGGUCAUCGUGUUCUGGCUGGCUUCUGGACAGCUCAAUACGUACGAGCUGAUUAUUAAUGGCCAGAGCAACGACCUCGAGUCUCAGGUCAUGGUGCACGAUAUACUCAAAGAUGAAGAGUGGUGGGACGACCUCCAGAGGUUUCGAGGCCGCGAGCCAAACCUGAACUCGACAGAAGAGCUCACGUCUUUCGCGAAUAUCAUCGAGUCAACGGCAGGGCGGCCUGGCGUGUUUAACCCGCAUGUAUCACUGGACGACAUUGAGAGUGGACGGCGACCAAGUUUGGUGCACUUUGGGGAACUGCCCAAGAAGCCGACGGUUUCGAAGCUGUCCCGCCUUGGCGUCAGUGUUGGAAUUCACACGUCUCACUUGGGAGAUGAGGUCUUUGAAGACGACUCUGGCUCCGACGGUGAGAUGAGUGAUCAAGAACAGCAGCCAUCCUGCCUUGAUUCCGAUUCCGAAUUUGAACCUGGCAGCAGCGACUACAGCGAGGACGAGAUGCCCGAAGUAGACGCCCCUAGACGGCCGUUGCUACUUGGGCGAGGGCGAGGACGAAGCCAGAGCGACGACUUGCUCACGAGUCCGUCGAAACAGAAAAGGAGCAAAUCGAACAAGAGCGCUGCACCGGCAGCAUCAUACGGCACGAUGGUGUCACAAGCUCGUUCUGAAGGGCAGGCGGGCCCAAGCCAAGUGGGAAGAGUCGAAAACGUGUCAGCGCCUCCUACUCCGCUGGAACGACCUGUGCUCGAUCGAAACAUUUCUGCUCGUUCCAUGGGUGGAUUCCGGUCGGCGGGCAUCACCACUUACGAUGCGACCUCGGGAAGCGUAUCUGGGAAAGCAACCCCAGCAACAAGACCGACGCUCUCUCGACAAUCAUCAGCAGUGCGGUUCUCAAGUCGUCCAAUGCCAGAGACGAGAACCGAUGUGGAGGGCGCGUCUGGUCCGACAAUCAUGUUUGCAGACACCACUGAGGAAGAGACGCCGCGGGCGGAACAACCCGCAUUCUCAAGGCAAUCCUCUGCAGAACGGCUCUCCAGUCGGCCAGUGCCCGAGAUGACGGUGACGGCGGCUGAAGAGUUUGAGCCGAAUAAUACGUUUGCGGAACCAUCGUGCAGAUCACGCAAAGCUUCGGUCGCGUCUACUGCAGAUCUAGGCGACGUCCAUAUGAACAUGGCGGAGCUUGUGGGACGCUACAGAUUAGACUCAAGACCCGACGCAGACGGGCCCGGCUCGCCUUAUUCGACGCAGGGCAUCUCGCUCUCAUUCAACGAUUUGCCAUCGCGAGCGCAGCAUGUCAUUCUCAACGAGCUGAUGCGGCAGAAUAGCAAAGAGACAGCCGUCAUGUUCACAACAUUGCCCGUGCCCACGGAGGGGACUUGCCAGGAUGAGCUGGCGAGCGUGCAGUAUCUAGCGGACGUUGAAGUCCUCUGCCACGAGCUCCCUCCCGUCAUGUUGGUCCUGAGUAAUAACAUGACUGUCACGGUUGGGCUAUAG
Messenger RNA from Colletotrichum phormii, 3825 nucleotides. Its product is annotated as amino acid permease. Gene Ontology annotation, cellular component: vacuolar membrane. NCBI's taxonomy places the organism in Eukaryota, Fungi, Ascomycota, Sordariomycetes, Glomerellales, Glomerellaceae. The coding region runs from base 1 to 3825 and encodes 1274 amino acids. The record is from RefSeq and is a predicted model, not a curated record. Gene Ontology annotation, molecular function: potassium:chloride symporter activity. The transcript has 4 exons. Gene Ontology annotation, biological process: chloride ion homeostasis; potassium ion homeostasis; vacuolar transmembrane transport.